AUGUCGACUAGCAACCAAAGUCGUCAGACAGCCCGCGAAGCCCUCUUCAACGAGGGACUUCAGAUCCGCAAACAGGUCACCGGCGCCCAGCAUGUGCAGCGUUCGUGGGACAAUGUUUCCGACUUUUCAAGGCCAAUGCAGGAGCUCGCCACUGAAGCUGGUUGGGGUCUGAUAUGGGGGCGCGAUGGCCUGGACCGGCGGACUCGUUCUCUCCUCAACCUCGCCAUGCUGUCGGCCCUAGGCAAGAGUAACGAGCUAGGCGUUCACGUCAGAGGAGCACUAAACAAUGGCUGUACCGAAAAGGAGAUUCAGGAAACGCUUCUUCAAGCCAGUAUAUACGCAGGCUUGCCUGUUGGGCUCGAGGCAUUCAGGGUGGCGCAGAAGGUGGUCGAUGAGGAGAGAGCAAAGCCGAGCGAAAAGGGGGAGACAGCUGAAUUGAAGGACACGGGUAUCGCUAGCUAA
This is a messenger RNA of Pestalotiopsis fici W106-1, 462 nucleotides long. RefSeq lists its product as uncharacterized. The coding region runs from base 1 to 462 and encodes 153 amino acids. Lineage: Eukaryota; Fungi; Ascomycota; Sordariomycetes; Amphisphaeriales; Sporocadaceae. Gene Ontology annotation, molecular function: peroxiredoxin activity. The record is from RefSeq and is a predicted model, not a curated record. The transcript has a single exon.